AUCUUGGCUCGCGUAAUGACGUCAUCACCAUGCGCCCAGACUCGAGCGAUGCAUGUGCGUGCAUCAGCUAGAAGUUUUCUGUUGUUCCUGGAACCCCAGAGUCGCUUCAGGAGGCAUAUUGUUCGCUUAUUUUCAUCUGCUAACAUUAGGAAACCUUUUACUCACCGUCUUAUUCAUCCGUGGUCUCAACAGGGGGAUUUAACGAUGGAGGAGCAGGACACAACCCCUGAAGCUCCGUCAGGUGGGGACACAAACACCGGGAAACGCAAACACGACGACGAGCCGGGCCCCCAGGAGACAGGCGGCCGGGGAAAGAAGCGAAGAGGAGCGGGAGGGAAGAAGCUCCGACCAGGGGAGAGAUACGUCCCACCGCCCCAGAAACGGAACCCGGGGGUCAGCUUCAGCCAGGAACACUUCGACGAAACAUCCUACUUCUUCGAAGGCGGCCUGCGCAAAGUUUGCCCGUAUUACUUUGACUUUAAAACCUACUGCAAAGGCCGGUGGAUCGGGAAAAGCCUGCUGGAGGUGUUCAAAAGCGAGUUCAGAGCGGAGUCCAUUGAGUACUAUGAGAAGGCCACUAAAGAGGGCCGCAUCCGGCUCAACGAGAGUCCUGUGGAUGACCUGUCCGUGGUGCUCAGGAAUAACGACCACAUGAGGAACACCGUGCACCGCCAUGAGCCUCCCGUAAUCGGCGCGCCGCUGAAGAUCCUGGUGGACGACGGGGAAGUCCUCGUGGUCGACAAGCCAGCUUCCAUCCCCGUCCAUCCGUGCGGCCGUUUCCGCCAUAACACGGUGAUCUUCAUCCUGGGUAAAGAGCACGGCGUCUCCAAGCUGCACACUGUCCACAGGCUGGACAGGCUCACCUCCGGGGUGCUGCUGUUCGCCCGGACACUGGAGAUGUCCAAGAAGCUGGACCAGCUGGUGAGGGAUAGACAGCUUGAGAAGGAGUAUGUGUGUCGAGUAGAGGGGGAAUUUCCUGAGGGCGAGCUGAUCUGUGAGGAGCCCAUCCUGGUGGUCUCCUUUAAAAUCGGGCUCUGUCGCGUCGACCCGAAGGGAAAAGAGUGCAGAACCGUCUUCCAGAGGCUCAGCUUCAACGGAAAAACCAGUGUAGUCCGCUGUUUACCGCUCACCGGCCGCACACACCAGAUCCGAGUCCACCUGCAGUACCUGGGCUUUCCCAUCCUCAACGACCCCAUAUAUGGGUCCCAUGCCUGGGGCCCCCACAGGGGCAAAGGGGGCCUGGUGGGGAAGAGCGACGAAGAGCUCCUGCAGGCUUUAGUGGAAGAACAUCGCUCUCAGGAAAGUUUACACCUGCUGGACUUUAUGGACGACAGCAGCGCUGUGAAGGAAGCAGAGAAAACAAACACUUUUCCGGCACAAACGGAGGAUUUCUCUGAGAAAGAAAACUCCAGCCAGGUUCCACCAGAGGAGCAUCAGAGUACUGGAUCAACCGGAGCCGAAUCGGGUCAGAAAAGUCCCGCAGGAAGCCGGGACCACCUGUGCAGCGAAUGCAAGCUGGUGCGACCGGACCCCACGGAGAAGGAGCUCAUCAUGUAUCUCCACGCUUUACGCUACAAAGGACCGGACUUUGAAUAUUCCACACAGUUACCCAACUGGGCCGAAGCGGACUGGGAGGAGACCGAUCUCAGCUGACCUCAUUUAGCCACAUUUUUUUAUUUAUUUUCUCUCAAUUUCUUGGGUUUUAUUUUGAUACUUCUCAGGAUGUUUUCUGAAGAAGAUGCUGUAUAACACCUCAGUGGGAUGAUUGUUUGUAUUUAAUUUCAGACAUCUGAAAUAAACCAACCUCUGCUGCU
Messenger RNA from Poecilia latipinna (sailfin molly), 1814 nucleotides. It is a transcript of the gene rpusd2, whose product is annotated as RNA pseudouridine synthase domain containing 2. The transcript is spliced from 3 exons. NCBI's taxonomy places the organism in Eukaryota, Metazoa, Chordata, Actinopteri, Cyprinodontiformes, Poeciliidae. Bases 16 to 1653 code for a protein of 545 amino acids. Gene Ontology annotation, molecular function: pseudouridine synthase activity; RNA binding. The record is from RefSeq and is a predicted model, not a curated record. Gene Ontology annotation, biological process: enzyme-directed rRNA pseudouridine synthesis.